Trachemys scripta elegans is the source of this 2438-nucleotide messenger RNA. RefSeq names its product SEBOX homeobox (gene SEBOX). The record is from RefSeq and is a predicted model, not a curated record. Bases 780 to 1622 code for a protein of 280 amino acids. Gene Ontology annotation, molecular function: DNA binding. Lineage: Eukaryota; Metazoa; Chordata; Testudines; Emydidae. The transcript is spliced from 3 exons.
CCUAGAGCUGCCCAAGCGAAACAAGCGCCAGCUCUCCGGUUAAAUAUUCACCUGCUCCAGCUUCGGGAGCUAGCCCCUCCCCCAGACUCUUCUCCCCUGGCUCGGGAAGUGGCCAGCUGCAGGGGAGGCUCCCCGAGGAGGGGGCAGAGUUUGGGUCCACCUGCCGCUGGAAGCUGGCCAAAGCCAGCCCCUUUCAGAGGUACCCAGUGAGAAGAGGGGAAUGACCCCAGCCAGCUCCGAGCCCCGCUCAGCGGGGAGAGGCGAGCGGCUGCAGUCGGAGCAGUGGCUGCGGGAACCUCGCUGAGCGGGUGACCAGGUCUGGAGGAAACGCAACGCAGGGACCUGGCACAGGGCAGUCGCCAGGCGAGCAGCAGGGGCACCACGUGUCAGCCAGGAAGGGCCACGACUCGCUGGACCCUCUGUGCCAUGAGGGGCCCUGCACAGGGCACAUGGGCAGCGCUGCGUCCUGUCUGCCGCAGAGAGGCCAGUAUCCUCCCCCCCAGAUGAGAGGGAGGGGCCUGAAACCCUGCGCCCCCCCCCCCCUGCACUUCCGGGAGUUAGUGCUGGUGUUUCGUUCAGUCCCAAUUCACAGGGCCCUGGGGGAGGCUACUCCAGUAUCUCACUCUGGUGCUAGCCAUGGAUGGCACACAGGGGCCUGCUCCCUCCAGCUGGCAGGCUGGCAAGAGGAGCACUUGCUAGUUAUUCCCCUGGGAACUCAAUUCCCCAAACAGUCCAGCAGCUGCAGGUCACGUGGCCCCUUGUAAGGCCAAGGCAGUUCCAUGCUGAACCGUGCAGGUGCAGACGGGCCUACGCCGUUCAGGACAGCCAACCCACUGCUGACACCAUCACACCACAGAGGAGCCUGCGGGCAGCUGCGCACAGCCUCUCAGCCUCCAGGCAUUAAUAGAGGAUGUGCUGCGCCGAUGGCCAUUUGCCAGGCUGGGAGGUUGACAGCCACUUCCCCAGGACACCCUGCCCUGUGCGCUGCCAGAUUGGGGAGCCGCCCGAAGCCGGAGCGGGGCGCCGGGGGCUGCCCGGCGGGGCCCAGGAGGAGGAAGCGAACCACGUUCAGCCGGGGGCAGCUGUGCGAGCUGGAGCGGGUGUUCGCCGCGCUGCCCUACCCCGACAUCGGCACCCGCGAGCGCCUGGCCGAGCUCACCCACCUGCCCGAGGCCAAGAUCCAGGUCUGGUUCCAGAACCGCCGCGCCCGGAGGAUCAAGAGCGGGAAGCCGGAGCAGCCGAGCUGCCGGAGGGCUCUGGCCAGUAAACCGCCCCCCUCCUGCCCCCCACCGCCCCAGGGACAAGGGGCCAGAAGCCAACAGGUGCCCGAGCUCCGCCUGCCCGGCAGCUCCCCGCAGCAGUGCCUGGGCCAAGCGCUGCCGGGCCUGGUCUCUGCCUUCCAGGGGCAGCUCCUGUGGGAGGACAGCUGCCAGCCCCCCUGCAGCCAGGCGGGAGCCCAGUGGCCUGUGGCUGCCCCCGGCCAGGCGGGGCCGCAGGGAGCGGACCCCACGGCCGGUGAGGGGCUCUCCUAUUGGGAUGUGUUCCCUGCGCAGACCUCCCUCGGCUACAUCUCCGACCUCAUCUAUAACGCGGCCAUCAUCACCAACCUGGGCGAGCCCUAGGCCUGGCCCCGGCCAAGGCGGGGGCCGCAGUUGUUGCUGGGGGGCAGCCGUCAGGCCUGGCGCCUAGAGCUCCCCUGGAGCAGCUGGCCCCAGGCACUGCUGGGCUCUGUGCUGGGCAAGACAUCCGGACCUGCGGUGCCAGCUGGAAACUGCUGCCCAUGGACAUGGGGGCAAACCCAGCUAACGGGGCCAGGCUGCCAACUGGAAACAGCCCUUAGCUGGGUCAGCUCCCCUCCGCCCGGCUCCCAACCCCCACUCCAUCUAACCACUAGCCUGCAGGGCAGCUGGGCGCGGGGGGCUCUGGGCUGCCACAGGACACGGAGGACUAAGUGUCUGAGCCCCUGCAGUGAUACCUGGCUGAAUUAAUCUGGAGGGAGGCUCUGCUCGCAGGGCGUGCAGCGGGGUGACCUCUGCAUCUUGCCUUUCUUGGGUGCGCGCUGCAAAGCAAUUCCAUCCCAAUCAUAACUGUGGGGCCGCGCCCCCUCCCCAGCUUAGCGCUGUCAUUUUCAUUAGAGGGGAAGUAUUAUUGCAGUGACUCCUUAAGAUCUUUGCAAUACCAUCCAAUAUCCUAAAUGCAGGUCUGUGCCGCGGGCUGGCAGCGCGGGGCUGCAGCCCGGUCCUGCAUAUCACAAUCAGCAGUAAUACCAACUAAUCUCUCAAAAAAUACCUUAAUCUCAGGCUGUAUUUGCAAAUGAUUGUGGCCGGGCCCCGCCACGGACUUUAUCUACAUUACCUAAUCCCGGCGCUAUGUAACAUUUCCAGGUUACAAAAUAGAUUUGCACAUAUCAGAAAUAUUAAAGCGUGUUUUUAGAAGGA